Molecule: messenger RNA, 882 nt
Organism: Trichoderma asperellum CBS 433.97
Lineage: Eukaryota; Fungi; Ascomycota; Sordariomycetes; Hypocreales; Hypocreaceae
Source: RefSeq, a predicted model, not a curated record
AUGAGCACCAUGGCCAUCAGUGAUAGCACCACUCGGCUAGAGGCUACCCUCUUGGCCUUCAAAAAGGUCAUUGAUUCAUACACAACACCUCAUGGAACCACCCUCUCUCGACACUUCACCUCCCACGUUCUCAACCCUCAAAUUGUCUACCUCACAGCCUGUCGGCCCAUGUGCUUCUCCAUGGGCAACGCUAUCAGGUGGCUUAAGCUUCAGAUCAGCAAGAUUGAUAUCGACAUGGCCGACUCUGACGCCAAAAAGCUGCUGUGUGAAGCCAUCGACAGCUUCAUCCACGAGCGCAUCACCCUGGCUGAUCUCGUCAUUGUCAAUACGGCAGCCGACAUGAUUGCCGAAGACGACGUCAUCCUCACAUAUGCGCACCACCACCUCGUAGAGAGGGCCCUCCUCAAAGCCAAGGCCAACGGCAAGCGAUUCAAAGUCAUCCUCGUCGACGACCCGUUUGAGAGAGUCGGUCUCGGCCACGUCAAGAAGCUGACUGCUGCCGGCAUCCCCGUCAUCUACUCACCCGACUUUGGCGCCCUGCGCACCAACCUUCAGGAGUCGACUACUGUUCUCGUCGCUGCAGAGGCCAUGUUUAGCAACGGAGCCAUGUACGCGCGAGCAGGCACUUGCGACGUCGCAACGGCUGCCUUUGACUUGGGCAUGCGGGUGACUUCGCUGUGCGAGACGAUCAAUUUCACGGAGCGUGUGUCGAUAGAUUCGCUCACGUACAAUGAGAUUGAUCCAGAGAGGAACACGGAUGAGGAGUUUAGGCUGCUGUUUGACACGACAAGGGAUAAGUCUAUUUCGGCUGUGGUGACGGAGCUGGGUAUCUGUUCAGCCAAGUCUGUGCCUGCAAUUUUGCGAAAACUGGAGGAACUGUAA